CUUGCCGCAAAUGGCGCACCACUAUGUUGUCCCUGGGGAUUAAUAACAGACUCGUCAUAUACGAACAAUACCUGAAGAGGACUACUUACAAAGUAAGUACCUACCCCAGCUCGGCAAGACUACCACACACUCUCUAUCUAACAAACCCAACUUCCUCCAACAACGACGUCACGAAUCCAGUCAAAUCCAGCCCAAAAAAAGGUACCCGCCCAACACUUUCUCCCACAGCAAAGGGAAAAAAAAUUAAACGGCACAAUAAUCCCCCCCGCCAUAGCAUCACCGCCCAACCCUCCAAAACCUACGCAAACAUGACGCUGACACGCCCUCCACCCCACCAGUACCAGCCUCGCGCGCUCUCUCUCUCCGCCCGCACGACCCCAACACAACCUCCAAGAACCUCCAAGCAACCCUAAAACACGCACCCCCGUCUC
Messenger RNA from Bipolaris maydis ATCC 48331, 431 nucleotides. The record is from RefSeq and is a predicted model, not a curated record. NCBI's taxonomy places the organism in Eukaryota, Fungi, Ascomycota, Dothideomycetes, Pleosporales, Pleosporaceae.